This is a messenger RNA of Hibiscus syriacus, 1151 nucleotides long. Its product is annotated as homeobox protein knotted-1-like LET12. Gene Ontology annotation, biological process: regulation of DNA-templated transcription. Gene Ontology annotation, cellular component: nucleus. The coding region runs from base 156 to 1046 and encodes 296 amino acids. The transcript is spliced from 5 exons. Gene Ontology annotation, molecular function: DNA binding. NCBI's taxonomy places the organism in Eukaryota, Viridiplantae, Streptophyta, Magnoliopsida, Malvales, Malvaceae. The record is from RefSeq and is a predicted model, not a curated record.
CGAUCUUCCAACAACCCCGCUUUCCUUUUUCUUAUUUUAUUUCAUUUCCUCUCCAAAACCCUUCCUUUGGUUUUAUCUCUACUCUUUAUCUUCUUCUUCUUCACUAAACAUCAAACCCCCUCGAAGCCUCUUUCCAGUUCUCUGACCAACACGACAUGGCUUUCGAUGGUUUUGUCUCCGACCAUACCAAGGACAUACAAACCCUUGCUCUAAACGAUCCCCAACCCUCAGCUGCGGACCUCGAUCACUGGGAAAGAGCCAAAUGCAAGGCCGAGAUAAUGAGGCACCCCAUGUACGACCAGCUGUUGGAAGCUCACGUCGCCUGCCUACGUGUUGCCACGCCUGUUGACCAGCUUGCACAGAUAGAUGCUCAGUUGGCUAGGUCUCAAGAAGUUUUGGCUAAGUACUCCUCAGCUGCGGCCGCCGGUGCUGGCGAGGAAGAACUCGAUUACUUCAUGGCAAAUUAUGUUCUAUUGCUUGGCUUCUUCAAAGACCAAUUGCAACAACGUGUUCGUGUUCAUGCAAUGGAAGCAGUUAUGGCUUGUUGGGAUCUGGAGCAAUCACUUCAAAGUUUAACUGGUGUAUCUCCAGGUGAAGGAACUGGUGCAACCAUAUCUGAUGAUGAAGAUGAGGUUGUAGAUAGUGAUACCAGCUUGUUUGAUGGAAAUUUCGAUGGGAUUGACAGCAUGGGGUUCGGCCCCUUGGUCCCAACUGAGAUCGAGAAAUCAUUGAUGGAGCGAGUUAGGCAAGAACUGAAGCACGAGCUGAAACAGGGUUACAAGGAGAAACUUGUGGACAUUAGAGAGGAAAUUCUGCGUAAGAGACGAGCCGGAAAGCUACCAGGCGGCACCACCUCAUUUUUAAAAGCUUGGUGGCAGUUACAUUCCAAGUGGCCUUACCCAACUGAGGAAGACAAAGCAAAAUUAGUGCAGGAAACAGGUUUGCAGUUAAAGCAGAUUAACAACUGGUUCAUAAACCAGAGAAAAAGGAAUUGGCUUAGUAACCACUCUUCCUCUCCCUCUCUGGAGAGCAAACGUAAGAGGUAGACUGCUUUUGUCGCGUUUAUGUUUCUCGAUCCAGAUGAGCUUUUCUCAAGUACCAUUUGCUACUUUUGGUUUGGAAAAGAAGAAACACAGGUUAAACCUGUAAUG